UUCUCAGUUUUUUUAAAUUAAAAUUAUCAAAAGACAUUCAAGAAAGCGGAAAUAUUCAUUCCCAAUCUUUUUCGUAAUGCGCUGUUGUCAAGUGUUCAGUUUCUUGACGUCGUGUGUUCACUUUGAUUAAUAAUUGGUUAGGAUUAAUUGUCGAAGGAACGUAUAUAAAAAUUGAUCAGAGAAAUAAAGACCAUUCAACUUUGAUUGGACAUUGAUUGAGGAAUUCUAAGCAAGGGACUUUGUAUUAUAUAUGGUUUUAUCCUGCUGCUUUCUUUCUGUCAAUCAAAUGACAUCGGACAUGAAUUGUUUGUUAGAACUUCUUAUCAGCAGUCUUGAAGACCAUGCAGAUAAUUCAGACAUGUUAUAAUUGAAAGAGAGAGGAUUUGUUGAUAUCCAUGGUAAUGGCUUCUAUGAUAGGCAACUAAUCUUUGGAUAUUAUUUGUAACAAGAUGUCCUCUCCGCCAAUCAUAUAGCAGACAUAUAUUCAAUCCGCCAGGAAUUUCGACGACUAAAUCCAAACAGCUAAUUACUAAAUUAAUUUAAGGGAGCACCGAGUCGAGACGUUUUCUAAACUUAGUCAGUCCGGUCAUGUUUCAGGGAUUACUUACCAUAAUAUUAGAUCUUCGUCUUCUGGGAGUUUGGAAUAAAAACGUUGUCAUUUACGUUCUUUGUGUAGGUAUAGCUAUUUUACGGAGUGUCACUUCAGAUCUCAUACAAAACGCAAAACCAACAAAGGUUGUCAAACUAUACUUUUUCAUCAAAUAAGGCUGUUCCGAGAUGUAACAGAAUCGCUAUUGAUACAGUAUAAUUGUGUUAACAUUAGGAGCACAUUUUUAUUACACGAUCUAAUUACGAAAUAUCAGAGUAUGAUACAUUUGUUAGAAAGGCUAUGGAUUGAGUAUGAUUUAAUUAACACAUUUUACACUUCAAACAUACCGUCUUGGUUCUUUGAAUAAAAUAGAGAAGGAACGUAUAACUGAAUGACCGAUCAAUGAUGACUUAAAACUAACACUUCACAAUUAAAUUACAUCUUUGAAAGUAGAAAAUAUUGACCGAUCUAAGUAUUUCAACAGUUGUGUCAUGUGUGUCUGCAAGACAAUCAGUACAUCUUUUAACAAGAAAUAUCGAAAUCAUUCUGUGUUAUAAUAGUACGGAACAUAUACGCCUUUAGAGUUAUUGGGAUGUUUUAUAAUUGGUUAUGUAUAAUUAAUCCAUAAUGCGAUGCAAGUUCUAACCAUAGGGAAAUCAGAUCUUCGUAAUUAACGAUCACUCUUUUAACAGAGAAUUAAUACAGAAUGCACCGUUUUAGAGAUAAAACAGUUUAGUUUGUCUUCAUAAUGUAAAACAGUAAUAAGUCAAAGGACACUCCUUAGAAACUGUUGUUUAAGAAACCGUACUCGCCAUGAACAUAAGUACCAAUCUAGAGAAGUCAGUUUUUUAAGAAUCGUACUCGCCAUGAACAUAAGUACCAAUCUAGACAAGUCAGUCUUGCCAAACGACAAUUCUAAUUAUGAAGUCAAGCGUGGUCUUUCCGACACAACGAAAAACACAGCUGAUAUUGGAACUACGUUUUCUAUGUCGGACUUAUGGCCGUUCAUAUGUGAUGACAACGACACCUGGUGUCUGUUUAAUGAUACGUCAUGGAUAUCAAACAGCACGGCGGAUGUGACGACAGGGUUAACAACAGAUAUGGUAACAUUAAACACUACCGGUGAUUUUCAUAAUUCUACAGAGGAAACAGAUAUACUUGCUGCCAAUAGAUACUGGCUUUUCGCAUUGUUGUUUUUCCCACUUUUAACUGUGUUUGGAAACGUCCUUGUCGUUAUGAGUGUUGUUCGUGAAAGACAGUUGAAAACAGCCACGAAUUAUUUUAUAUGUUCCCUUGCCGUAGCGGACAUAAUGGUCGCCGUAGUAGUAAUGCCACCAGCUGUUUAUUUAGAGGUUGUACAGUCAUGGUUACUCAGUGAUGCGUUAUGUGAUGCGUGGGUGGCGUCUGACGUCAUGGCGUGUACAGCUUCUAUAUUAAAUUUAACGGCCAUUAGUGUAGAUAGAUUUAUAGCAGUGACACAACCAAUCAAAUACUCGAAACAUAAAAAUUCCAAACGUGUAUUUGUGACGUUAGCAUUGACUUGGGUUAUUUCUGUAGCAAUAGCCGCACCUAUAGCAUUAGGUGUUAACUAUUCCGAUGAACGGAAGCCAGGCUCGUGUGCAUUUUUUAAUUCUGAUUUUCUGAUUUAUUCUUCCAUGGGAUCAUUUUACAUACCUUCCAUUAUAAUGAUGUUUUUAUACUGGCGAAUAUGGAGAGUUUUACGUAUUCGUGCAAAAGCACAGAAGAAAAAGAAGGCAAAGGCGACAAAGACAUCCACUUCAAAAGUUAUAGAAAAUACCGCUACCAUUAAUGCGACAAAAACGGAGCCUACUAUUAAAACAGGUUUAGCUAAGAGCAUGGAUAAUGGUAAAAUAUCCACAUACAAUACGAACAAAGCUCCAAAUCAGUUAUUAAUUCCUGUCUGUGAUGACAAUGUCAGUAAUAUGGCCACAAAUACCGACUCUAGUGAACGGUAUAACGACGACGAUAGUGGCCAAAAAAGUCCGGAUAGUGCUGACGAUGUGGACGAGGAGAAAGAAGCAGAGUUAAUUAUUAACCCAGUUGCUGUAAGACAUGUAGAAAUACAAAUUGACGGCAAUGGAAAUGGAACAUGUAAUGUAGACACUCAAAUGGAAACAGAGACAAAGUUUUCAUCUACACCGUCCUCGGAACGGCGAGGAAAACCCGGAGAGUUUGAACAUAAGUGUCAGUUAAUUCCUGCCAAUGACACAAAACCAGUAAACGCUACGAGGCGGAAGGAGAAACGUACUGUAGGAAAGUAUUUUCAUAGACGAACGAGUAGGAAAAGGAAAGAAAAAUCAUCAUCAAAACGAGAAAAGAAAGCAACAAAGACAUUAGCCAUCGUCUUAGGUGUUUUCCUCUUUUGCUGGGUUCCGUUUUUCACAAUCAACAUAACAAACGCCAUAUGCAUCAAAUUUAAAUCUAACCUCAUGACAAAUCCAAUAUGUCAGCCGAACAUGAUUCUUUUUAGUGUCUUUGUCUGGUUAGGGUAUAUAAAUAGUUUUCUUAAUCCAGCGAUCUAUACGAUAUUUAAUCCAGAAUUCAGGAAAGCAUUUAAAAAGAUUUUGACCGAUUGUUGCAAAUGAGACGACUGAAUGUGUGAUACCUUGAUUUUUAAUACACUCCAUGUGAAAUGACAUGGCCUAAAAUAAACAAAUUCAUAACGUGCGAUAUAUUCCCUUUUUAUAAUGAGAAUAUGUCCAUGAAAACAUCAUAAGUAAUAUAAAAUUAUUUGUACAUAUUGCCAAUGAUAAAAUGGCAAUUGUUGAAUGGGCUCAUAGUUCGACGAAGCACGGCAAGUUUCAUGUUUACUGUUUAUAAAUAGGUAAACGAAAAUAUUAACCUUUGUGAGAAGAGCACAAGCCACGUGUUCAAAAGAACUUUUUACGGCAAAAAUGUGAGCCAAAAAGUCUUUAAAAAACCCACAGAGGAGACAUUUAGACAUCUUAUGUGCAAUCGGAUUAUCGACAAAAAGUUCUAUGCGAUUUCAUUGUCGUGAAAGGUUGUGAGUAAAGUAAAGAGUAAUUAACUAGACACACGUUCAUAAGUUUAUUUGGUUUUAUUUGGUGCAAUAUUAUAUAAACUUGCCACGAUAAUUUAUUAUUAAUAGUGCUUAAUACCCUUCAUAAUCCUACACAAGACUGUGUAUAGCAUACUUUGAGUGACUUGGUAGAUUUAUUUCUAUGGAAACCAAACAAAUAAGGCAAGCCUUGUUCAGAGAUACAUUUAUAUUGUUAUAUUGUUGACAUUGUAAUUAGAGACUGUGUAAUAAUUCCAGUUGUGAUCAUUAUGUAACAUAUCUAUUUAUUGGAAGACACUGAAUAUAAUAAAAUUGUAACACGUUUCA
Molecule: messenger RNA, 3956 nt
Organism: Mytilus trossulus (common blue mussel)
Lineage: Eukaryota; Metazoa; Mollusca; Bivalvia; Mytilida; Mytilidae
Product: D(2) dopamine receptor-like
Exons: 9
Coding region: 1456-3195 (579 amino acids)
Biological process (GO): adenylate cyclase-activating adrenergic receptor signaling pathway
Cellular component (GO): plasma membrane
Molecular function (GO): dopamine neurotransmitter receptor activity, coupled via Gi/Go; G protein-coupled receptor activity
Source: RefSeq, a predicted model, not a curated record